Molecule: messenger RNA, 1593 nt
Organism: Babesia bigemina
Lineage: Eukaryota; Apicomplexa; Aconoidasida; Piroplasmida; Babesiidae
Product: -GTPase Der
Exons: 11
Coding region: 1-1593 (530 amino acids)
Molecular function (GO): GTP binding
Source: RefSeq, a predicted model, not a curated record
AUGAGAUUCCUGAGCAUCUCGCUGAUAGUUGUGGCUCACAGCGUGGUGUACGGGUUCCUGCAGCCGUGCCGAGAAUGCUGCUGGGCACUUAGUGGAAGGUCGGCUUCGUGCCGGCGGCCUGCAGUACGACGAGCGCACUUCCAACCCUCCGGAGAAGGAGAACCUCAGUUGCAGGAACCAGAUGACCGCGUAGAUUCACCAUGCGAGCCUGUGGUUGCAAUCGUUGGUCGUCCGAAUGUCGGCAAAUCCUCCAUCUUCAAUCGCAUCUCCAAGCAGUUCCACCGCGGCAGCAUCGUGUCGGAAUCGCCAGGCACCACUAGGGAUCGCCAAUAUGCGCUGGCCGACUGGGAGGGGUGCACCUUCCGGCUAAUAGACACCGGCGGGCUGGAGGACGAGAGUGAAUACGCCGAGUCGAUUAAGGCCCAAGUGGGAGAUUCUCUGGACCAUGCGUCGGUGGCCAUAGUGGUGGUUGACGGCCAGGAAGGGCUCACCGAGGGUGACCUGGAGGUGCGGGACUUCGUGCUGGACGCUUUGAAAAAGAGGGGAAAUCUGCGCGUGUUGCUGUGUGUGAACAAGUGCGAGUCGUUCCACUUUGGCGACGUUUUGGCUGAGCAAUUCUGGAGGCUGGGUCUGGGCCGUCCGUACCCAGUGAGCGCGCUGCACGGCACUGGGCUCGGGGAGCUCCUCAAUGAUUGCGUUGCCGGAUUUGGGCGUUGCACUAUAGAGGAGCGGCACGACGUGGUGGUAUCGUUCGUCGGGAGGCCCAACUGCGGCAAGUCUUCGCUGGUGAAUCUGCUGGCUGGGAGCUCACGCUGCCUGGUGUCGCCGAAGGAGGGCACCACCCUGGACACGGUGGAGGUGCCCAUUGUCAGAGGGGAACAGCGUUACCUAUUGAUCGACACCGCCGGCAUGCGUCUACAGUCGAAGGACCGUCGGAGUUUCCUCCCCAAGGGUCGCAGCCUGAGGGCAAUCCGCAGGAGCGACGUGUGCGUGCUGGUGGUGGACGCGAGCUGGGGCAUCUCCCGCAACGAUGUGAAGCUGGCCGAGGAGAUACGGGCGGAGAGCCGCGCCGCGGUUAUCGUGUGCAACAAGUGGGACCUGGUGGACAAGGAUCCCACGGUGUACAAGAACGCAGUUAGCUACGUGAAGGAGAAACUGCACUGGCUGGACUACGCCGAUGUCGUCUUCACCUCCGCCAAGACCGCCCAGCGAGUCAGCAACGUCCUGGAGGCAUGCCAGAACGCGCACGAACAGUUCUCCAAGAGUUUCACCACCGCCUUGCUGAACGAGGUUCUGCGCGAGGCGACCUUCCUCCAGAAGCCGCCCGUGACGCAUGGGAAACGACUGAACAUCUACUACGUCUGCCAGGUUCACAGCCAGCCACCUGGCAUUGCGCUGUUCUGCAACGACGAGCGCCUGCUGACCGACGACUACGCCGAGUACCUGGAGGUCUUUUUCCGGCGGUCACUCAACCUGACGGGCUCACCUAUCCGCUGGUACCCCAGAGCCAAGAGAGCGAGGCACAGGGUGCCGGACCUCCGUAACCGCGCUUCCAAGGGCAGCUGCAACCCCCGGGAGCUGCUGUCCCUGUGA